AUGGUUCUCGAGAGACAGCUUGAUGCGUACAUAUGUCUCAUUGUUACCUUUUUCGCCGCUGCUUCGACUCUCAUCGCAAGACUCUUAGCGAGACGUUUGACGAAACUUCGACUUUGGUACGAUGACUGGUUUGCUAUCGUAGCUUUCCUGUGCGCAGUGGUAUGGUUUGCUUUAGUGAUCUGGUGGCUGCAAUAUGGGCUCGGUCUCCAUCUUAGCAACAUCGAUUUACCGCAGGAUUAUGUACUCGAGAGAUCUCGACUGAUUCUCUGGAACGUGGAGAUCUUUUAUGCUUUCUCUCUGGCAUUCUCGAAGCUCGCUAUCCUUUCGUUCUACUGGCGCAUGUUCAGGACUUCGAACAUUCUGUUACCGAUUAAGAUUCUGAUCGGCUGCACGGUGGUAUGGCUCAUAAUCAGAACUUUUAUGGCAAUCUUUCACUGUGUUCCCGUCCAUAAGUUUUGGGAUAUUAGCGUGAAGGGCGUUUGCAACAUUGACGACUCAAAAUUCUUCUUCGGGACAGUCAUCACCCAUCUUCUGAUCGAUAUCGCAAUCCUCAUACUUCCUGUUAUCGAGGUUCGCAAACUGCGCCUUCCGCUCUCCCAAAGACUUGCAAUUAUCAGCAUGUUUCUGUUCGGAAUCUUCGUGUGCAUUGCCAGUGUAGUUGUCCUGGUCUAUUCCAUUGGGUUGGAUACCAAGGACAUUGAAGUUCCUUACAACACUGGCCCGAUUAUCAUAUGGGCAACUGCGGAAGUGAACCUUGCGAUUGUCAGC
Aaosphaeria arxii CBS 175.79 is the source of this 768-nucleotide messenger RNA. RefSeq lists its product as uncharacterized. NCBI's taxonomy places the organism in Eukaryota, Fungi, Ascomycota, Dothideomycetes, Pleosporales. The annotation marks the transcript as partial. The record is from RefSeq and is a predicted model, not a curated record. The transcript has 4 exons.